AUGGUCGAUUGGCAUGGCUUAACAGAGAGCUCCAAAGUUUGGGUACUAUCAUGGAUCAAAUCCCUCGUUGCUUUCGCGACGAUUACGAUACCGACAUGGAUAUAUGCCGUCUUGUCUUAUUCUAUGACGCUCACUCUAAACUUCUGGUCGUUUGCAAUAAUGUUCAUUCUAUCUGCCGUGGCAUUGAACUACUGGAUCAGAUUUCGCUACCUCAACACCUACACACAUUUGAAGGAGCCGCCGCUCCAGAAAGCCGAUGCUCAAGAACUGAAUCCUGACGUUAAUGUACCUGAACAAACGCCAGCGUUUCAUAACUAUCUGGACGAAUUCUUGCAAGCAAUCCGAAUAUUUGGUUUCUUAGAGAAGCCGGUUUUUCACGAACUUGCAAGACAUCUCCAGACCAGAAGACUCAUUGCGGGGGACUCUUUAUCUCUAGACCAAGACAAGAGUUUUUAUUGUGUCAUUGAUGGAAACGUUCAAGUGUUCGCCCGCACAGGACUGCCGCCUCAGCAGCACGAAAGCGGCGUUUGGGAUGGAGAUAGCAUGAAUGGAUAUCAACUACUAAACCAAGUUGGUUCCGGUGGAACUCUCUCAAGCCUCUUCACUAUACUUAGCCUCUUCACUGAAAAUGUGAAAAUGAGUUGGCAAGACAGCGAUUCGAUCGACGACGACGUUCAAUCUGUCGACAUUCCGCUACACCUAGCAGGCUCACCCAUUCAGACACGUCCUCGACGGUCUAAUUCAGAUGUGUCACAUCUUGACCUCACGUCUCCGCGGUCGAGCGCUCGCAGGCCGUCCGUGUCUUCCUCUGGGUCUACUGUCCAUCCUGUGGAUACACAUCCUCACAGUGGACGAUCUGGAUCAUUGAAUGAGCGAAUGUUUAGAGCGCAAUCGUCCUCCACUCCCUCCGAACGACCGGCUCCCAAUGUCGUGACGGACCAAGAGGGUCAUUAUAGUGUCGUUGCUCGCGCAACAGAAGACAGCAGCUUAGCUGUUAUUCCAGCUGAAGCAUUUCGCAGGCUCACGAAGAAGUUCCCGAAAGCCACUGCUCACAUUGUCCAAGUGAUUUUGACUCGUUUUUCCCGAGUGACAUUCAACGCCGCACACAAUUAUCUCGGGUUGACUACUGAGGUUCUGCGGACCGAAAAGGCAAUUAAUGAUAUCGCUUGUCAUCCGCUUCCGCCAGCAUUUUACGAAAGUGGUCUCAAGCAACUUCGACAGCGUUUUGACAGCGUCUCCCUUCAAGAUGACUCUGACACGGACAGCGAUUACUUUGCAGAGUCUGUACCCUCUCAGAGCGCAUCUUCGGUGUUGGGCAAGGACGCCAAAGGCAGAUUGACAGAUAGCCCCACUGUCUCAUACAGUUCCCCGAUCACCCCAUUUCGAGGCCAAACCCCUCGUCAAACCGUACAAGCUGGUGAUCUACACACAUCCACAGGCCAUUCGGCUGACCUAGCAAGACCUAUCAUACGAUCUUUUAGCACUAUAUAUGGAUCUCGUGAGUCGCUUCACAAGCGGGAAAUCUUGAUCGCACCCCGCGAGGAGCGCAGCCGUCGUGCAAGGUCGUUGUCUACAGAUGAAUUUGACCUCAGAGAUGAAGUCAUGUCUUGCAUAGCUAAAUCCAUUGGCCUCAUCCAGCCCCCUAUUAGCGGAGAAGAUUCUGUUGAGGCAUCACCGGCGUUCCCACCAAGCGACUCUCGGGGUGUUUUCAAAUCAUCUUUUGGGUCUCUAUCUCUCUUGGACAUUGGCGAUGAUGCGGCAUCGAGCGCGACUGGUGCUUCCUCGACUGUCGGCGACGGAUACUUGAGUGGUCUCGACAAUGAGGUUGAGAUCCUAUUCUUCCCGGCUGGCUCUGUUCUGGCAAGGGCGGGUGAUAGAAACACAGGUCUGUUCUACGUCAUUGAGGGUUUUCUGGAUAUACUCCUUCCUGCAGGUAAACAUUCUGAUACUGAGGGGAAGAGUAAGAUGACCUCCGCUGGCAGUGAUGGACGACCGGUCCGGCGUCAAGGUAGUGAAAUCUUUACAACAGAUCACUCCACGGCUCCCGAGAACAGUGGAUCCAAGCUUUAUUCGGCUCGCGACCCGAGAGACUAUGCACAGAAGCCGCUGUUUACUGUCAGACCUGGAGGUAUAGCAGGCUAUCUCUCCUCCCUUUGUCAGAUUGCUUCAUAUGUUGACAUAGUAGCUAAAACAGACACAUAUGUCGGUUUCCUUCCGUCAACUGCUUUGGACCGCUUAUUGGAAAAACGUCCUAUUGUCUUGCUGACGUUAGCAAAACGACUCAUCUCGCUGUUAUCGCCCAUAGGCAAGUACGCUAUGCUCCAUAUCGAUGGUUCCUUAGAUUGGGUGCAAGUCAAUGCUGGCCAGAUUCUAUGGCGACCUGAUGACGCCAGUGACAGUUUCUACAUUGUCAUAAACGGUCGUCUGCGUGCAAUUACUGACAAAGCAAACGGCGGCAUAAGCAUUCUCGGGGAAUACGGUCAAGGGGAUACUGUAGGAGAGCUGGAUGUCAUCGCCGAUUCCCCUCGGAGAAGUACACUGCAUGCUAUUCGUGAUACCGAAUUGAUCAGGAUGCCACGAACGUUAUUUAAUGCGAUAUCGUCUCGAAAUCCGCUAACGACCGCCCGGAUUUUGGAGAUGAUCGCGUCUCGCGUGAGGAACGAAUUUGAUUCAACAAAUAGAGGCAUCCCUUCAGAGUUAUCUCGCAGCAAUGUGAAUCUGAAGACGGUAGCAAUCCUUCCUGUGUCACGCAAUAUUCCUGUGGACGCUUUCGCUCGUAAAUUACACGCAGCUCUUGAAGGCAUAGGGGCACCAACAUCUUUUCUCAACCAGUCAUCGGUAUCAGAUCACCUAGGGCGCCAUGCAUUCACAAGGAUGGGUAAACUGAAAGCAGCGGGAUGGCUCGCAGAACAGGAACAAAGAUACCGAUUGGUGUUAUAUGUUGCAGACUCGGCAGUCAGCAGCUCAUGGACUCAAACUUGCAUUCGACAGGCUGAUUGCGUCAUGGUGGUCGGAAUGGGAGAUGACCCAAGUAUUGGGGAAUAUGAGAGACUUCUACUGUCUCUUAAAACGACAGCGAGGAAGGAGCUUGUCCUCCUUCACUCAGACCGUUCUGUUAUUCCGGGAUCUACCCGACAAUGGCUCAAGGCAUGUCGACACGCACUGUUGUUUUUGACAUUGUUCUUAUCUUACUUUAGAUUCGGCCUUGGGUCCAACAACAUAUCCACGUUGAGCUACCUCUUGAAGGACAUUAUCUCCUCGAUUCCACGCGCGACAGCGGUCCAUCAAGACCCGGCUGCAGUCACUGCUCUCAGAAACCUGAGGAACUUAGUACAAAGCGAGCUCAAGAAAUACCGCGGGGGAGCCUCGAGUCCCCGGCCUCAGCGAGGCCAAAAUGCAAGCGACUUCGCUCGGUUGGCACGACGACUAUGCGGGAAGUCCAUUGGCGUAGUACUUGGGGGAGGAGGUGCGAGGGGUAUCUCACAUCUGGGAGUAUUGCGUGCUCUGGAGGAAUACGGAAUCCCGAUAGAUAUCGUUGGCGGAACCAGUAUGGGUGCAUUCGUUGGCGGCCUGUAUGCCCGGGAGGGAGACAUCAUUUCGAGUGCUGGUCGAACUAAGCAAUUCAGCGCGAGAAUGGGCAACUUCUGGAGGUUACUGUCGGAUGUCACCUACCCCAUAGUGGCCUACACGACAGGACACGAGUUCAAUCGAGCAAUAUACAAGGCUUUCUAUGAUCUUCAUAUUGAGGAUAUGUGGCUCCCAUUCUUCUGCAAUUCCACUAACAUCAAUACGUCUCGUAUGGAAAUCCAUGAGACAGGUUUCGCUUGGCGAUACAUCCGUGCGUCGAUGACACUGGUGGGUUUACUCCCUCCAUUAUGUGAUAAUGGAAAUAUGCUUGUGGAUGGUGGAUAUAUUGAUAAUCUUCCUGUGUCCACUAUGAUGGGGAUGGGAGCGAGCGCAGUCAUUGCGUCUGAUGUCGGUUCGGCAAGUCGAUAUCGUCCUGUUAUUGUGUCAAGCGUGAAGACAUUAGAAGAGGCGAAAGUCGCCCCAGGCUGCCUGUACAUGGGUAUGCCUGUGCAAGAGUUUGGUACAUUGCAAAUGGGGAAGUAUGAAGAAAUUCAGAAGAAGGGGUUUCAGGCCGCCAUGGACUUUCUGUCGAAAUGGGAUGAAGAAGGACGUUUGCCUUCUGCGUAUGUUGGAGAUACCCAGACCUCCAGUACAGCCAAGACCAGAGGCAAGCCUGCUCGUCGCAAUUCUAUAUAG
This is a messenger RNA of Fibroporia radiculosa, 4263 nucleotides long. RefSeq lists its product as uncharacterized. Lineage: Eukaryota; Fungi; Basidiomycota; Agaricomycetes; Polyporales; Fibroporiaceae. Gene Ontology annotation, biological process: phosphatidylcholine metabolic process. Gene Ontology annotation, molecular function: phosphatidylcholine lysophospholipase A1 activity. The transcript has 20 exons. Bases 1 to 4263 code for a protein of 1420 amino acids. Gene Ontology annotation, cellular component: endoplasmic reticulum. The record is from RefSeq and is a predicted model, not a curated record.